Molecule: messenger RNA, 937 nt
Organism: Phodopus roborovskii (desert hamster)
Lineage: Eukaryota; Metazoa; Chordata; Mammalia; Rodentia; Cricetidae
Gene: Mettl27
Product: methyltransferase like 27
Exons: 6
Coding region: 68-829 (253 amino acids)
Source: RefSeq, a predicted model, not a curated record
UGCCCCGGAAAAGGGGAAUCCUAGCAUAAGUUCUGAGCGUUCUGCUCUUUGGAGACCCUUGCGGAGGAUGACUCAGGAGGAGGCUGGGAGGCUGCCCCAAGUACUGGCCCGGGUCGGGGCCUCCCACGGCAUCACCAACCUGGCCUGCAAGCUCCGCUUCUAUGACAACUGGGCCCCGGAGUACGACCAGGAUGUGGCUGCUUUGAAGUACCGAGCCCCCUGCCUUGCUGUGGAAUGUCUCAGCCAAGCCCUUCUGGGCCCACCCCAUGAUGCCCUGAUCCUGGAUGUGGCCUGUGGCACUGGCCUGGUGGCUGUGGAGCUGCAGGCUCGGGGCUUCCUCCAGGUGCACAGGGUGGAUGGGAGCCCAGAAAUGCUGAAGCAGGCCCAGGCACGUGGCUUGUACCACCGCCUCAGCCUCUGCACUGUGGGCCAGGAGCCGCUGCCCAACCCUGAAGGGACCUUUGAUGCUGUGAUCAUAGUGGGAGCCCUCAGUGAGGGGCAGGUGCCCAGCAGCGCCAUUCCUGAACUCUUAAGAGUCACCAAGCCAGGUGGACUAGUAUGUCUGACUACCAGGAGCAACCCAUCCAACCUUCCCUACAAGGAGGUGCUGGAAGCAACCUUAGACUCCCUGGAGCAGGCUGGAGCAUGGGAACGCCUGGUGGCCCAGCCUGUGGAGCAUUGGGAACUGGCGACUUCAGAACAAGAGAUGGAACUGGGUACCUGUGCAAACCAUGGCUUCAUCUCCGGCAUCAUCUACCUUUACCGAAAGCAGGAGAGAGGCCAGGGUGAGGGAGGGAGGCCCAGUGUCCAGGCCCCAGUUGACCCCUGAUCCUCUGUGUGUGGUCCUAGCCUGGCUGGUCCUCUUGGCCUUCUCUCCUGUGUCUGUAGAAAUGGGUCCAUCUUGUUGGGAGGCCCUGCUCAUCAGAGGUUACAGUCU